Molecule: messenger RNA, 1327 nt
Organism: Cadophora gregata
Lineage: Eukaryota; Fungi; Ascomycota; Leotiomycetes; Helotiales; Ploettnerulaceae
Exons: 4
Coding region: 197-832 (211 amino acids)
Source: RefSeq, a predicted model, not a curated record
UUUGAUUUCUGAGUUCACGAAAGGAGAUACAUGUUGGCAUAUUAUGUGGCUCACACAAAUGCUCGCUUACUGACCAAGAAGGCCCCGCGUUUCACCUGUGUAUCAAAUCCAGUCUUCGCCCACCUCCUUCCUUCAAUUCUGAGAAGCUUUCUCGUACAAAACAGAUCAGUCAGUAGAUGAUCUAUAUCUACAUCCCAUGCUAACAGGUGCACCACCAACUAUGACAUCAUUUCCUCCUUUCCACGACAAAGUGCGGUUCCCCGCAUUCUUGGACUGCCCUGUGAUCGACAGCCCAGCCGAUCCAGCAGACGCCUCCUAUUAUUUACUUGGUACAAUAGCCGAGAACAUGACUGUUUCCGCUGCGCCGACAUUCAUCCUCAAAGAUCGAAACAACGUCUCCUUCGCACUCACCCUUAGGAUUCCAGCUGACGAGAUCAAAGAAAACCUUCCAGGCGGUGGCUUUGAUGCUAGAGGCUUCAAGAAGGGGUUCACUGCUGUCGUGGAAGGAGCGAGGAGGAGUGGAGCCAAGGAGGAGAAGGCAGGGUUUGUUGUGGCGCCGAGCGGUAGUGUGAAGAUCAUCCCAGCCAGCUACCAGAGGUUGAUUGAGAUGACCGAAGUAUAUAAUACAGACUUGAAUGUUGCCUCAGAGUAUUGCAGGGGAUGCUGUACGAAGAAGCCGAACGAGAAUCUCUCGUCGUGCACAGGUUGCAGAUGCGUUUAUUAUUGCAACAAGAAGUGUCAAGUAGUGGGUUGGCAAGAGAACAAUCACAAGACAGAUUGCAAGAUCCUGAAAGCCUGUCAAGAGAUCUUUCCCAAGAUACGGGGCCCCUGAGACGAAGCAUAUUCUCAGAACCUUACCUGAGGGAGGAUGCGUCAGAACGUUAACGGCGGCAUACGAUUGACAGUUGUCGAAGGCGAUCAUAGAGGCCUUUUACCAUCGUCUCCUGAGAUUUCUACCCUGCUUUAUUACAGAAGGUUUUCAUAUAAGUUUCAAUUCAUUUGCCCAAGCUUCGUCUGGUUCCGAGCUUUAAAUUUCGCUCUCUCGAGCGGCCCGCUCAUCCACAUCCCAGGUUCUUUUCCUUUUUUCAAUUUUCUGGUCUGGUCUUAUACUUUGCUAUUGGAACAUGUCCGCAAGUUCUUUUAUAUUACAAUGCUAUCACAUCAUUAAAAGUGAGAUGAAUGCGAGAUGAAAGGGAAGUUCCAGCACAGAUUAUACAGUAUAUACACUAGCGCAGUGACCUCAGCCAAUUGUAUAAGCUCGACCCCUGCAAAUCACUGGUCUAGUGACUGCAAGAUUCCUAUCACAGCGUAAUUGGAAAGCCUCUCC